AUGCUGGCCUCGAAUUCAGGCCGCCACUGCACCAAAAACAUCGAGCGUCGGGCUGACGCAAACAUCAGACGCCGAGCUUACCUCAUUGCCGGGGAGGCCAUCCAGUCGCCGGAGCCGACUCGCUUCACAGCCCAGCCCCACCUAGCCGCCGGGGCAGACCACGCCUUCAUCUCUGACCUCAGCCACGGCCGACAUGCCCAAAUCGCCGACCUCGCCGGAGAAUACCAGACUACUCAACAGACUGAUGACUGCACGUUGCUUGUAACCCUCUCGCGAGCACACGAGGUAUUUCCAAAUAACCGUCUUGUCACGUGCUUUCACCAACGUGCUAUGCCUCACAUAAAAUCAAACGGUAAGAGCAUAAGUCUUGUAGAAGUUCACCGCUUCAUGUAA
This is a messenger RNA of Striga asiatica, 393 nucleotides long. Lineage: Eukaryota; Viridiplantae; Streptophyta; Magnoliopsida; Lamiales; Orobanchaceae. The record is from the annotation of a GenBank genome assembly.